Messenger RNA from Euleptes europaea (tarantolino), 9522 nucleotides. RefSeq names its product neurobeachin (gene NBEA). Gene Ontology annotation, molecular function: protein kinase binding. Gene Ontology annotation, biological process: intracellular protein localization. The transcript has 57 exons. The record is from RefSeq and is a predicted model, not a curated record. The coding region runs from base 1 to 8859 and encodes 2952 amino acids. NCBI's taxonomy places the organism in Eukaryota, Metazoa, Chordata, Lepidosauria, Squamata, Sphaerodactylidae. Gene Ontology annotation, cellular component: cytosol; membrane.
AUGGCGAGCGAGAAGCCGUCGUCGGGGCCGGAGCCGCAGCCCGCGGGGCUCAUCGCUGUCGGCGCCAGCAGCAGCGGCGGUGGAGGUGUCGGCGGCUCCGGGGGAGCAGGAGGAGGAGGAGGAGGUAGCGGCGGCGGCGGCUCGGCGGCCGUGAUGGGGGAGCGGAGGGCGUCGAGCUCCGGGCCGGUGGUGCUGCCCGCCGGGAUGAUCAACCCGUCGGUGCCCAUCCGCAACAUCCGCAUGAAAUUCGCCGUCUUGAUCGGGCUCAUCCAAGUCGGGGAGGUCAGCAACCGGGACAUCGUGGAGACCGUGUUGAACCUGCUGGUUGGUGGAGAAUUCGAUCUAGAGAUGAACUUUAUAAUCCAGGAUGCUGAAAGCAUAACAUGCAUGUCAGAACUUUUAGAGCACUGUGAUGUAACAUGUCAAGCAGAAAUCUGGAGUAUGUUCACCGCCAUCCUUCGUAAAAGCGUCCGCAAUUUACAGACCAGCACAGAAGUUGGCUUAAUUGAACAAGUGCUGUUGAAGAUGAGUACUGUGGAUGAUAUGAUUGCAGAUCUUCUUGUUGAUAUGUUGGGGGUUCUUGCCAGCUAUAGCAUCACUGUCAAGGAGUUGAAGCUUUUGUUCAGCAUGCUGCGUGGUGAAAAUGGAAUCUGGCCGAGGCAUGCAGUCAAGCUGCUGUCAGUCCUGAAUCAGAUGCCACAGAGACAUGGUCCUGACACUUUUUUCAACUUCCCAGGCUGCAGUGCUGCAGCAAUUGCAUUGCCUCCUAUUGCCAAGUGGCCUUAUCAAAAUGGGUUUACGCUUAACACCUGGUUUCGCAUGGAUCCAUUGAACAAUAUUAAUGUAGAUAAGGAUAAACCAUACCUUUAUUGUUUUCGCACUAGUAAAGGUGUUGGUUACUCUGCUCAUUUUGUUGGCAACUGCUUAAUAGUUACAUCACUGAAAUCAAAAGGCAAAGGCUUUCAACACUGUGUGAAAUAUGAUUUUCAGCCACGCAAGUGGUACAUGAUUAGCAUUGUACACAUCUACAAUCGCUGGAGAAACAGUGAAAUUCGCUGUUACGUUAAUGGUCAGCUAGUAUCCUAUGGUGACAUGGCUUGGCACGUGAACACAAACGAUAGCUACGAUAAAUGUUUUCUGGGAUCGUCUGAAACUGCUGAUGCAAAUAGAGUGUUUUGUGGUCAACUUGGAGCAGUCUAUGUAUUCACUGAGGCUCUCAACCCAGCACAGAUUUUUGCAAUACAUCAGUUAGGACCUGGAUACAAGAGUACAUUCAAAUUUAAAUCAGAGAGUGAUAUUCAUCUUGCUGAGCACCACAAACAAGUUCUGUAUGAUGGAAAACUUGCAAGUAGUAUUGCCUUCACAUACAAUGCUAAGGCUACUGAUGCUCAGCUAUGCCUUGAGUCCUCACCAAAGGAAAACCCUUCAAUUUUUGUACACUCCCCCCACGCUCUUAUGCUUCAGGAUGUGAAAGCUAUUGUGACACAUUCGAUCCAUAGUGCAAUUCAUUCAAUAGGAGGGAUCCAAGUUCUUUUCCCUCUCUUUGCCCAAUUAGACAAUCGACAACUGAAUGACAGUCAAGUGGAAACAACUGUCUGUGCUACCCUUUUGGCUUUCCUGGUAGAACUUCUUAAGAGUUCAGUAGCCAUGCAAGAACAAAUGCUGGGUGGAAAAGGAUUCCUAGUUAUUGGCUACCUCCUUGAAAAAUCAUCCAGAGUUCAUAUAACAAGAGCAGUUUUGGAACAGUUUUUGUCUUUUGCAAAAUACCUGGAUGGACUCUCACAUGGAGCACCUCUACUGAAGCAAUUAUGUGAUCACAUUCUUUUCAAUCCUGCUAUUUGGAUACAUACUCCUGCAAAGGUUCAACUAUCACUUUAUACCUAUCUGUCUGCUGAAUUCAUUGGCACUGCUACAAUCUACACUACAAUACGUAGAGUAGGCACAGUAUUACAGCUAAUGCACACGCUGAAAUACUACUACUGGGUGGUUAAUCCUGCUGAUUCCAGUGGCAUUACUCCCAAAGGAUUGGAAGGUCCUCGGCCAUCACAGAAAGAAAUCAUAUCAUUACGAGCGUUCAUGCUUUUAUUUUUGAAACAGCUUAUCUUGAAGGAUCGAGGAGUCAAAGAAGAUGAGCUACAAAGUAUAUUAAAUUACUUACUAACAAUGCAUGAGGAUGAAAACAUUCAUGAUGUGCUUCAGUUGCUAGUGGCUUUGAUGUCUGAACAUCCAGCAUCUAUGAUACCUGCUUUUGAUCAACGAAAUGGGAUACGGGUAAUUUAUAAAUUAUUGGCUUCCAAAAGUGAAAGUAUAUGGGUACAAGCUUUGAAGGUGCUAGGCUAUUUUCUCAAACAUCUGGGUCAUAAGCGAAAAGUUGAAAUCAUGCAUACCCACAGUUUGUUCACUCUCCUUGGAGAGAGACUGAUGUUGCAUACAAAUACUGUGACCAUUACAACUUAUAACACACUUUAUGAGAUAUUGACAGAACAAGUGUGUACACAAGUUGUUCAUAAACCACAUCCCGAGCCAGAUUCUACGGUGAAAAUUCAGAAUCCAAUGAUUCUUAAGGUAGUGGCAACUUUAUUAAAGAAUUCCACUCCAAGUGCAGAACUGAUGGAAGUACGGCGGUUGUUUUUAUCGGAUAUGAUAAAACUUUUUAGUAAUAGCCGUGAAAACAGGAGAUGUUUACUUCAGUGUUCAGUGUGGCAGGAUUGGAUGUUUUCCCUGGGAUAUAUUAAUCCUAAGAAUUCUGAAGAACAGAAAAUUACAGAGAUGGUGUACAACAUCUUUCGCAUCCUUUUAUACCAUGCAAUAAAAUAUGAGUGGGGAGGAUGGAGGGUCUGGGUUGAUACUCUUUCCAUAGCCCAUUCCAAGGUCACUUACGAAGCUCACAAGGAAUAUUUAGCAAAAAUGUAUGAGGAGUAUCAAAGGCAAGAGGAGGAGAAUAUAAAGAAGGGGAAGAAAGGGAAUGUGAGCACUAUCUCAGGCCUUUCAUCUCAGACAACUGGAGCAAAAGGUGGAAUGGAAAUUCGCGAAAUAGAAGACCUUUCACAAAGCCAAAGCCCAGAAAGUGAAACAGACUACCCUGUUAGUACUGAUACCAGGGACUUACUUAUUGCCACAAAAGUAUCUGAUGAUGUACUUGGAAGCUCAGAUAGACCAGGAGGUGGUGUGCAUGUGGAAGUUCAUGAUCUUUUAGUUGAUAUAAAAGCAGAAAAGGUAGAAGCUACCGAAGUAAAGCUAGAUGAUAUGGAUUUAUCACCGGAGACUUUGGUAACAAGAGAAAACGGCGCUCUCGUGGAAGUGGAAUCUUUAUUAGACAAUGUAUAUAGUGCUGCUGUUGAAAAACUUCAAAAUAAUGUUCAUGGCAGUGUUGGCCUAAUUAAAAAAAGUGAAGAGAAGGAUAAUGGACCCUUGAUAACACUGGCUGAUGAGAAGGAUGAACCUUCUACCAAUACCUCAUUUCUUUUUGAUAAAAUACCUAGCCCAGAGGAGAAACUGCUCCCUGAACUGACAAGCAACCACAUUACUAUUGCAAAUAUGCAAGAGACUCAAAUGCAUCUUGGUGUGAACGAUGACCUUGGCCUGCUUGCUCAUAUGACUGGUAGUGCUGACAUAGCAUGCAGUUCAAGCAUAAUAGAGGACAAGGAAUUCAAGAUUCAUACCGCCGUAGAUGCCAUGGGCACCCUUUCUGAGAGAGAGCUGGCUUCAUCAUCCAAAGGAUUAGAAUAUGCUGAAAUGACUGCCACCACCCUGGAGACUGAGUCCUCUUGUGGUAAAGCUGUACCAAAUGUAGAUGCAGGGAGUAUCAUAUCAGAUACAGAAAGAUCGGAUGAUGGCAAAGAAGUAGGGAAAGAAAUUAGAAAAAUUCAAACCACCACUACAACCCAAGCUGUGCAAGGUCGGCCUAUUACACAACAGGAUAGAGAUUUGCGCGUUGACUUGGGAUUUCGAGGAAUGCCGAUGACAGAAGAGCAAAGGCGACAGUUCAGUCCAGGUCCUCGAACAACAAUGUUUCGUAUUCCAGAAUUUAAAUGGUCCCCAAUGCACCAGAGGCUACUAACAGAUUUGCUGUUUGCUUUAGAAACUGAUGUGCAUGUUUGGAGAAGCCAUUCAACAAAAUCUGUGAUGGACUUUGUCAAUAGCAAUGAAAAUAUUAUUUUUGUACAUAAUACUAUCCACCUAAUUUCCCAAAUGGUAGACAAUAUUAUCAUUGCUUGUGGAGGAAUUCUACCUUUGUUAUCGGCAGCAACAUCCCCAACUACUGAACUGGAGAAUAUUGAAGUAACUCAGGGUAUGUCGGCAGAGACCGCUGUGACUUUCCUCAGCCGCCUGAUGGCUAUGGUUGAUGUACUAGUAUUUGCUAGCUCACUAAAUUUUAGUGAAAUUGAAGCUGAAAAAAACAUGUCUUCUGGAGGCUUAAUGCGACAGUGCCUAAGGCUUGUUUGUUGUGUUGCUGUGAGAAACUGUUUGGAAUGCCGGCAAAGGCAGAGGGACAGGGUCAACAAAUCUUCACUAAUCAGCAGUAAAACUCAGGAGACUCUUCAGGGUAUAAGUUCAGCUACUACUGCUAAGACUCCAUUGGACAACGUUCCUGGUAAUUUAUCCCCUAUUAAAGAUCCUGAUAGACUGCUUCAGGAUGUUGACAUUAAUCGUCUGCGAGCAGUUGUAUUUCGUGAUGUGGAUGAUAGCAAACAGGCUCAGUUUUUAGCUUUGGCUGUGGUUUACUUCAUUUCUGUUCUGAUGGUCUCCAAGUAUCGGGAUAUACUUGAACCUCAACGUGAAACUGCAAGGUCUGGAAGCCAGGCAGGUAGAAAUAUCAGGCAAGAAAUAAAUUCACCAACAAGUACAGUUGUGGUCAUACCAUCUAUCCCUCACCCAAGUUUGAACCAUGGAUUCCUUGCCAAGUUAAUCCCUGAGCAGAGCUUUGCCCACUCAUUUUACAAAGACACACCUGCAGUAUUUCCAGAUAAUAUCAAAGAAAAAGAGACUCCAACACCAGUUGAAGAUAUUCCGCUGGAAAGCUCCAUUCCUCAUACUGAUUCUGGAAUUGGAGAGGAGCAAAUGCCCAGCAUCUUGAAUGGGACAGACUUGGAAACAAGCACAGGUCCUGAUGCUAUGAGUGAACUGUUGUCUACUUUGUCUUCUGAGGUAAAGAAAUCUCAGGAAAGUUUAACGGAAAGUCCCAGUGAAAUCCUCAAACCUGCAUCCUCCAUAUCAAGCAUCAGCCAAAGCAAGGGUAUCAAUGUGAAAGAGAUACUGAAAAGUCUGGUGGCAGCGCCUGUUGAAAUUGCAGAAUGUGGUCCUGAUCCUAUCCCCUAUCCUGAUCCUGCACUGAAGAGAGAAACACAGCCUAUUCUCCCAAUGCAGUUUCAUUCCUUUGACAGAAGUGUUGUCGUACCAGUAAAGAAACCUCCCCCUGGAAGCUUAGCUGUGACCACAGUUGGAGCUGCCACAACUGGAGGUGGAGUGCCACCAAGUAGUACGCCUAAUAUAUUUGCUGCCACAGGAGCUACACCAAAAAGUAUGAUUAAUACAACAGGUGCAGUGGAUUCAGGAUCUUCCUCCUCUUCAUCAUCAUCUAGUUUUGUGAAUGGUGCUACCAGCAAGAAUCUUCCUGCUGUUCAGACUGUUGCACCAAUGCCAGAGGAUUCGGCAGAAAAUAUGAGCAUCACCGCAAAACUUGAGAGAGCUUUGGAAAAAGUGGCCCCUCUCCUUCGGGAAAUCUUUGUGGAUUUUGCUCCUUUCCUGUCUCGCACAUUGUUGGGCAGUCAUGGACAAGAGCUUCUAAUAGAAGGCCUAGUCUGCAUGAAGUCAAGCACUUCAGUAGUUGAACUUGUUAUGCUGCUUUGUUCACAGGAAUGGCAGAAUUCUAUUCAGAAGAAUGCAGGACUUGCUUUUAUUGAGCUCAUCAAUGAAGGAAGAUUAUUGUGCCAUGCAAUGAAAGACCACAUAGUGCGUGUUGCAAAUGAGGCAGAGUUUAUUUUGAACAGGCAAAGAGCUGAAGAUGUACAUAAACAUGCAGAAUUUGAGUCACAGUGUGCCCAAUAUGCUGCCGACCGACGAGAGGAAGAAAAGAUGUGUGACCAUCUGAUCAGUGCUGCUAAGCAUCGAGAUCAUGUUACAGCCAACCAGCUGAAACAAAAAAUACUGAAUAUCCUAACAAAUAAGCAUGGUGCUUGGGGAGCUGUCUCGCAUAGCCAACUACAUGACUUCUGGCGCUUAGAUUAUUGGGAAGAUGAUCUGCGCCGACGGAGGCGGUUUGUUCGCAAUGCUUUUGGCUCCACCCACUCAGAUGCCUUGCUCAAAGCUGCUGUGGAAUACGGCACUGAAGAAGAUGUGAUAAAGUCAAAGAAAACCUUCCGAAGUCAAGCUGUGGUCAAUCAGAAUGCUGAAACUGAACUCAUGUUGGAAGGGGAUGAUGAUGCUGUCAGUCUGCUCCAAGAGAAGGAGAUUGACAAUCUUGCAGGCCCCGUCGUCCUGAGCACGCCGGCCCAGCUCAUCGCCCCGGUCGUGGUGGCCAAGGGGACCCUUUCCAUCACCACCACCGAGAUCUACUUCGAGGUGGACGAGGAUGACCUGGCCUUCAAGAAGAUCGACCCCAAAGUUCUUGCUUACACAGAAGGCCUUCAUGGAAAAUGGAUGUUUAGUGAAAUUCGGGCUGUUUUCUCAAGGCGUUAUCUUCUUCAGAAUACAGCUUUGGAAGUUUUCAUGGCAAACAGAACCUCCGUAAUGUUUAAUUUUCCUGACCAAGCAACAGUCAAAAAAGUUGUAUACAGUUUACCUCGCGUUGGAGUGGGAACCAGCUAUGGCUUGCCACAAGCAAGGCGGAUUUCUUUGGCUACUCCCCGUCAACUUUAUAAAUCUUCUAACAUGACUCAACGGUGGCAGCGACGGGAGAUUUCAAACUUUGAAUACUUGAUGUUUCUCAAUACUAUAGCAGGACGGACAUAUAAUGAUCUAAACCAAUACCCCGUGUUUCCAUGGGUGUUAACCAAUUAUGAAUCGGAGGAGCUGGAUCUAACCUUACCAGGAAACUUCAGAGAUCUCUCAAAGCCCAUUGGUGCUUUGAAUCCAAAGAGAGCAGUCUUUUAUGCAGAGCGUUAUGAGACGUGGGAAGAUGAUCAGACUCCGCCUUAUCAUUAUAAUACUCAUUAUUCAACAUCUACUUGUACAUUAUCCUGGCUUGUUCGCAUUGAGCCCUUUACCACAUUCUUCCUCAAUGCAAAUGAUGCAAAAUUUGAUCACCCAGAUCGAACCUUCUCAUCUGUGGCAAGAUCUUGGAGAAACAGCCAAAGAGACACUUCCGAUGUUAAGGAAUUAAUUCCAGAGUUCUACUAUCUACCAGAAAUGUUUGUCAACAGUAAUGGAUAUAGUCUAGGAGUCCGAGAAGAUGAAGUUGUUGUGAAUGAUGUUGAGCUUCCCCCUUGGGCAAAGAAACCUGAAGACUUUGUACGGAUUAACAGGAUGGCGCUAGAGAGCGAGUUUGUGUCCUGUCAGCUUCACCAGUGGAUUGACCUUAUAUUUGGCUACAAGCAACGAGGACCAGAAGCCGUGCGGGCGCUUAAUGUAUUCCACUACCUGACAUAUGAAGGUUCAGUUAACCUUGACAGUAUCACUGAUCCAGUGCUCAGGGAGGCCAUGGAGGCACAGAUACAGAACUUUGGACAGACGCCAUCUCAGUUGCUUAUUGAGCCACAUCCGCCUCGGAGCUCUGCCAUGCACCUGUGUUUCCUUCCACAGAGUCCACUUAUGUUUAAAGAUCAGAUGCAGCAGGAUGUUAUAAUGGUUCUCAAAUUUCCAUCAAAUUCGCCAGUCACACAUGUGGCAGCCAACACACUUCCCCACCUUACCAUUCCUGCUGUGGUAACUGUGACUUGUAGCCGGCUGUUUGCAGUGAAUAGAUGGCACAACACAGUAGGCCUAAGGGGAGCCCCAGGAUAUUCUUUGGACCAAGCUCAUCAUCUUCCUAUUGAAAUGGAUCCAUUGAUUGCCAAUAACUCUGGAGUGAACAAACGGCAAAUCACGGACCUUGUAGAUCAAAGCAUUCAGAUCAAUGCUCAUUGUUUUGUGGUCACAGCAGAUAAUCGCUACAUUCUCAUCUGUGGUUUCUGGGAUAAGAGCUUUCGAGUCUAUUCUACAGAAACAGGCAAACUGACUCAGAUUGUGUUUGGCCACUGGGAUGUAGUCACUUGCCUUGCCAGAUCGGAAUCUUAUAUUGGUGGCGAUUGCUACAUAGUCUCUGGGUCUCGUGAUGCUACAUUACUGCUGUGGUAUUGGAGUGGUCGGCAUCACAUUAUUGGUGAUAAUCCAAAUAGCAGUGAUUAUCCUGCUCCCAGAGCUGUUCUUACUGGUCAUGAUCAUGAAGUUGUCUGCGUUUCAGUUUGUGCCGAGCUGGGACUUGUCAUAAGUGGUGCUAAAGAAGGACCGUGUUUGGUGCACACAAUUACUGGAGAUUUGCUAAGAGCACUUGAAGGAACAGAAAACUGUUUGUAUCCUCGCUUAAUUUCCGUAUCUAGCGAAGGCCACUGUAUCAUCUACUAUGAACGAGGCAGGUUCAGCAAUUUCAGCAUUAAUGGCAAACUCUUGGCUCAGAUGGAGAUCAAUGACUCAACCAGGGCUAUCCUCCUGAGCAGUGACGGGCAGAACCUGGUGACAGGCGGCGAUAACGGAGUAGUGGAAGUAUGGCAAGCUUGUGACUUCAAGCAACUCUACAUUUACCCUGGCUGUGAUGCUGGCAUUAGAGCAAUGGACCUGUCCCACGAUCAGAGGACUCUAAUCACAGGCAUGGCUUCUGGUAGCAUUGUAGCUUUUAAUAUAGAUUUUAAUCGGUGGCAUUAUGAGCAUCAGAACAGAUACUGAACCUGAGCGAAGAACUGAAAGCAGAGGGGGGAACUGAGAGCACAAGUGCUACCGAAAGGCAUAAUCCCUGAUGGAAAAACAAGUCUGCAUUGACCUCCGUUGUACAUUCCAUUACACCCAGCAAUAGCUGUACAUUGUAGUCAGCAACCAUUUUACUUUGUGUGUUUUUUUUCACAACUGAACACCAGCUGCUGCAGAAGCGAGCUUGUAUCAUGUAAAUUACAAUGAAUUAGGAGAUGUUUUGGUAAUUAUUUCAUAAAUUUUGUUUACUGAGAAAAGCUAGUAGUAGAAGAACACGUCACAAGAGACUUUUGAAUCUUCUGAGGACCCUUGUGUCUGGUUGUUUUAUUGUUUGGGCCAUGAACCUAACAUCCAUUUCCCAUUUCCAGCCUCUUUUCAAGCUGAAAAAUAAUUAAAAGGAGAAAAAAAACCCUACGUUUGAUACUUUCUACAUCAGAUGCACAUCUUAACUUUGAAGGGAUACUUUUGUAAAAGUAAAACCUUGUAUAAAGAACACAAAAAAAAGUUUCUUAAUUUUAUUGUGGAGUUACAACUUGCAUGUACUUUGAAACUGAUGUCUUGAUGAAACGGUCACAUUCACUGGUUGAACUGAAGAGCUGCCUAAAGGCACAGCUUGUAUUCAAGGGUUGAAAUGGGGGAGGG